GCCGCCGCCGCCGCCGCCCGGACACGGCUGAGAGAGUGUGCGGAGCUCCGGGAGAUCCGGAUCCCCAGCUACCUACCUGCAGCCGCUGCCCAGAAUCGGGCCGCCACCAUGGAGCUUCUGCUGGGCUUGGUGCUCCUGUGUGGGGUCGCGGAUUUCACCAGAGGCUUGAGUAUCACCACUCCUGAACAGACGAUCGAAAAAGCUAAAGGGGAAACAGCCUAUCUGCCCUGCAAGUUCACCCUCAGCCAGGAAGACCAGGGGCCAUUGGACAUUGAAUGGCUGCUCUCUCCAUCCGAUAAUCAGCAGGUGGAUCAAGUGAUUAUUUUAUACUCUGGAGACAAAAUUUAUGAUGACUACUAUCAAGAUCUGAAAGGUCGAGUACAUUUCACAAGUAGUGAUCUCAAAUCUGGUGAUGCAUCAAUAAACAUAACAAAUUUACAACUAUCGGAUAUCGGCACCUAUCAGUGCAAAGUGAAAAAAGCUCCUGGUGUUGCCAAUAAGAAAGUUCUGCUGACUGUUCUCGUUAAGCCUUCAGGUACAAGAUGUUUUGUUGAUGGAUCAGAAGAAAUUGGAAAUGAUUUCAAGCUAAAAUGUGAACCAAAAGAAGGCUCACUUCCCUUGCGAUAUGAAUGGCAAAAAUUGUCUGAUUCCCAGAAAAUGCCCACUCCAUGGCUAGCAGAAAUGACUUCACCUGUUAUAUCUGUCAAAAAUGCUACUUCUGAGUACUCUGGGACAUACAGCUGCACAGUCCAGAACAGAGUGGGCUCUGAUCAGUGCCUGCUUCGCCUUGACGUUGUUCCUCCGACGAAUCGAGCUGGAACGAUUGCAGGAGCGGUUAUAGGAACUUUGCUUGCCCUUCUGCUUAUCAGUAUUAUCAUCUUCUGCUGCCACAAAAAGCGCAGAGAAGAAAAAUAUGAAAAGGAAGUUCAUCAUGAUAUCAGGGAAGAUGUGCCUCCUCCCAAGAGCCGGACGUCCACUGCCAGAAGCUAUAUUGGAAGCAAUCAUUCAUCGCUGGGAUCUAUGUCUCCUUCUAACAUGGAAGGUUAUUCCAAGACUCCCUAUAACCAAGUACCAAGCGAAGACUUUGACCGUGCUCCUCAGAGUCCUACUCUUGCUCCUGCCAAGGUAGCUGUCCCUAAUCUAAGUCGAAUGGGAGCCAUCCCAGUGAUGAUUCCAGCACAGAGCAAGGAUGGGUCUAUCGUAUAGAGCCCCUGUACUUCCUUUGUGGUUUUUUUGUUUUGUUUGUUUUUUACUCUGUGUUUCUUUUAUUCUCUUGUUACAGAAUCCUAUUCACUCUAAAUUUUGUCAACAGCCUCAAAAUAUCU
Messenger RNA from Dipodomys spectabilis (banner-tailed kangaroo rat), 1325 nucleotides. RefSeq names its product CXADR Ig-like cell adhesion molecule (gene Cxadr). The transcript is spliced from 7 exons. Gene Ontology annotation, cellular component: bicellular tight junction; intercalated disc; basolateral plasma membrane. Lineage: Eukaryota; Metazoa; Chordata; Mammalia; Rodentia; Heteromyidae. The coding region runs from base 109 to 1206 and encodes 365 amino acids. Gene Ontology annotation, molecular function: cell adhesion molecule binding. Gene Ontology annotation, biological process: homotypic cell-cell adhesion. The record is from RefSeq and is a predicted model, not a curated record.